This is a messenger RNA of Mytilus californianus (California mussel), 2320 nucleotides long. RefSeq names its product aminopeptidase B-like. Gene Ontology annotation, biological process: proteolysis. The transcript has 14 exons. The record is from RefSeq and is a predicted model, not a curated record. NCBI's taxonomy places the organism in Eukaryota, Metazoa, Mollusca, Bivalvia, Mytilida, Mytilidae. Gene Ontology annotation, molecular function: metalloaminopeptidase activity; zinc ion binding. Bases 208 to 2079 code for a protein of 623 amino acids.
UUUUCAAUUUUGAAAGUCCACCGACAGUUUCUUAUGAAAAACCUUUGUUCCCCUGAAAUUUAAUUAAACAAACGACACUUAAUUUCAUUCAUAUUACUUUCAAAUCGUUUAUUAAAUGCUUAACUGAUUCUUAUCUCACUGUUUCCGCGACACAGAACGUGACUCGUGACAGCACAUGACUGCAAACAGAAAGUAGACGUGACAAACAUGACACUCUUCUCCGAUUCUGCAACAGAUGUUGCUACUGUUUCAAACUUUAGAGAGGUUGUUGUGACUCAUUAUCAUCUUGAUCUUGAUGUGAAUUUUGACCGAAAAGAAAUUGCAGGAGCUGUGAAAGUCGACUUCAGGUGUUGCAAAGAUUCAGGAGUUGUGCAACUUGACAUCCAUGAAACACUGACUGUGAAAACUGUACAGCUUUCUGAUGGGGACAAGAAAACUGAUUUGCAGUUUGAGAAGAAACCUUUUACAGGAUAUGGCUCAGAGUUACAAGUUAAGUUGAAUACAACCAUGAAGACAGGUGACACCUUUAGUCUAGUGAUAUCUUAUGUAACAGGAGAUGGACCAGGUGUUGUAUGGCUGGACCCAGAACAGACUGCUGGAAAAAUAAAACCCUUUAUGUACACCCCAAGCUUUGCUGUCCUGAAUCGUGCAUUUUUCCCUUGUCAAGACACACCUGCAGUAAAGGCUACCCAUGAUGCAAAUGUUAAGGUACCAGAUGGGUUUACAGCUGUAAUGAGUACCAGUCAAAGAAAAGAGCCUGGUACUGUACCUAACAUGUCUGGAGAAACAGAUAAUGUAUACUUUAACUUGCCAUUUGCCAUUCCAGCUUACCUUGUAGCACUGGCAGUUGGAGAUUUGCAGAGUGCUAAGAUAGGACCUAGAAGUCGUGUAUGGACAGAACCAUGCAUACUUGAAAAAGCAAGAGCUGAAUUUGAUGGUGUUGUUGAAGAUUUUAUACAGACUGGAGAGAAGUUGUUUGGACUGUAUGCAUGGGAGACCUAUGAUAUCUUGGUGAUGCCACCUUCAUUCCCAUUUGGUGGCAUGGAGAACCCAUGUUUGACCUUUGUAACACCAUGUUUACUGGUGGGUGACAAGUCACUGACAGAUGUGGUGAUUCAUGAGAUUUCUCACAGUUGGUUUGGUAAUCUUGUGACCAAUGCUAAUUGGAGUGAAUUCUGGUUGAAUGAGGGUUUCACCAUGUUUGCACAGAGAAGAAUAAUGGAUAAAUUGUUUGGUACUGCAUACACAUGUUUAGAAGCUGAGACUGGCCUAGCAUUACUACGACAACACAUGGAUGAUUCAGGGGAGGAACAUCCACUGAACAGAUUACGAGUAAUCAUAGAACCUGGUGUUGACCCUGAUGACACAUACAAUGAAACACCAUAUGAAAAAGGAUAUUGCUUUGUGUCAUAUCUUCAGCAUCUUGUGGGAGAUGUGGACAAAUUUGACAACUUUCUCAAAUCUUAUGUGAAGAAAUUUCAAUUUAAGAGCUUGGUAGCAGAAGAUACUUUAGAAUUCUUUUUUGAAUCGUUUCCAGAAUUAAAAAGUAAACAAGUAGAUAAAAAAGAAGGAUUUGAGUUUGAUAAAUGGUUAAACACUCCUGGAUGGCCACCAUAUGUUCCAGAUUUAUCUGCUGGUAAGGAAUUGACAAAGCCUGCAGAAGAACUUGCCAACUACUGGGCUGGAGAAACAAAGACAGGAGGUGACACAGAUAUAACUAAAUGGAAGACAUAUCAAGUUCUUCAUUUCUUGGACAAAGUCCUGGAGAAAGCUAGUGUACCUGACAGUUCUAUUAAAAAGAUGGUUGAACAAUACCCAGCCAUUUCACAGACACAUAAUGCUGAGGUACGUCUAAGAUGGUCACAGAUCAACAUAAAGAACAACUACAUACAAGAUAUUCCAAACAUUAGGGCCUUCUUGAUCAGCCAAGGAAAACAGAAAUACACAUUACCUGUAUAUAAAGCUUUAAUGAAGAGUUCUGAUGAGAUGAAGAAAUUUGCCAAGGACGUCUAUGAAGAGACAAAGAGUAUGCUUCACGUUAAUGUCAGAAACUAUUUUGAGGAAAUUCUGCAGAGAUAAAUAUGUAAUUGUACCUGUUUUGUUCCAAAACUGUAUUAGGCAAUAUAAUGCAUUCAAAAAAUAAACUUAUUUUUGGACCAGUUAUCUAAGACUAUUCACAGUAAUAUUGUGACCAAUGAUAAACAAAUGUGAAUAAAUAUUGGUAUAGAUAUUGGUUUGUCUACAAAACUUAGUAAUCUGAAUUUGACCAGACAAGGUCUGAGUAAUUCUUAAUCAGUUUUCUAUUAAAGAUAUAUGUCAA